GGGUCUGGAGGAGCUAACUUUCUUGGCGCAAGGUGUACGGGAAUAUUUAAAAUGUCUCUGCUACGUAGACUUGUUCAUGAUAUACUAGUAUUGCUAAAUUGAACAGUUUUUCCAUAUUUUGUACAAGUGAUUCUAGACACAUCCAAUACAAGUGUACCGGCUCACCAAAUCUACAGAACCUGGUCCCACGCAGUCUCUUUGUCUAAAUGGCCGGGUCCUGACAUCUACCCUGGUCAUGUACGAGAGUGGAGUUUGCUACAAGAGCCCUUGCAGCUCUUUGAGCAUGGCAUGCUUCAUUGCAUCAAACACACCAACUGCAGGGCUCUGCGCUUUGGGGGGUUUCUAGGUUCGCCAACCUGAUAGAUAAGCAGCCGGUCCGAUGCCACAAGAGCUUUUCAUGGUGCACACCCCCCUUCAACUCACCAUUUGCAAACAUGGCGUUUUCGAGAGGCGACGAAUAUGGGCUGCUGCGCCUCUUGACUCCCAAUGGCAUUGUUUCCGUCGGUACAGUCAUUCUUCUCGUGUCAAUACUCGGCACCUAUCUGGUCGUCCAAAUCCUGUACUUCUGGACCCUGCAUCCGCUUGCGAAGAUACCCGGUCCUCCCCUGUGCGCCAUCUCGCGUAUACCAUACUGGCUUCAUUGUAUGAAAGGUAACGAUGUGAAUUGGGUUCAUAGCCUUCAUACUAAAUACGGCCCCGUCCUGCGUUUCGGGCCCACUGACGUAAGCUAUGCCUCAGUGGAAGCAUGGAGGGAUGUUCAUGGCCAUUCCAAGGGUCAAAUGGAGAUGGAGAAAGCACAGGAGUUCUCUGUCCAGCCCGUAAAUGGUGUUCCCAGCAUGUUGACUGCCAACUUUGAGGAUCAUGCUCGAGUAAGGCGUCUGUUCUCCCCAGCGUUCUCUGAGCGUGCCUUGAGAAGGCAGGAGCCUCUUUUCAGGAGAUAUGUCGAUAUUUUGAUAUCGAAACUACACGAGCUCUCCAGAGGUAACAAGCCCGUUGAAAUGACUAGGCUGUACAACUUCACGUCAUUUGACACCAUGGCCGACUUGUGCUUUGGUCAUCCUCUAGGACUAUUGAUCAAAAAUGAGUUCAGCCCAUGGGUCAAUUCGAUCUUUGAGUCCUUGAAGAUGCUGCCCUUUGUCCAGAUGAUAAACUAUUAUCGGCCCCUCAAGGCAAUCUUCGAGCGGUUUGAACCCAAGUCCAUCACAGAGCAAAGAAUCGCACAUUGCAAACACUCCGAAGAACGCGUCAAUCACCGAUUGCAAGAAGGCUCCGACCAGCCAGACAUAUGGAAUCUGGUGAUGGCAGCGCAAGAAUCGGGAGAAGGCCUUUCGUUGGAAGAAAUGCACUCAAAUGCAGAAAUCUUCAUGUUGGCUGGUUCUGAAACGACAGCCACGCUCCUAAGUGGCGUGACUUACUUCCUGCUCGCAAAUCCGACCAAGAUGCAGCUACUCCUCGCAGAGAUCCGUGGCUCGUUCGAAAGCACCCAAGACAUCAAUUUCGACAGUCUCGCCAACCUCAAAUAUCUAAAUGCUUGCCUGAAGGAGACACUACGCAUCUAUCCCCCGGUGCCCAUUGGUAGUCCGCGCGUGAUACCCCAGGGCGGACGGGCCGUUCUGGGUGUUUGGCUGCCGGAAGAGACACGAGUCUCCUGCCAUCACUGGUCGACCUAUCACUCAGAGGCCAACUUCAGGCAUGCCGAGACGUUUGCCCCCGAGAGGUGGCUGGGUGACCCGACGUACGGCGGUGACGUCCUAGAUGCGCACCAACCUUUCGGUUGGGGACCCAGAAACUGCCUCGGUCAGAGCAUGGCCUUGCAUGAGAUGAGACUAAUACUGGCAACGGUCCUGCACACGUUUGACCUUGAGUUAUGCGAGGAAAGUCGUGGUUGGCCGGAUCAGCGGGCUUUUGCGUUGUGGUUCAAGAAACCUUUGAUAUGUUUUCUCCGGCCAGUCUCGUUGCAGCAGACAUUGUGAUCGUGGCAGGUACCAUACCAAUUGGAGUCGUCGGAAACCCCGCGGACCCGGCGGCAUCGUUGUGACACCAGGUAAUACGCAAUCCGCCAACUUUAGGUUCUUUCAAGGAAUACUCAGAGGAGUUGGAGUGCAGCUAGAUGUUACUAGUUCGGUUAC
Messenger RNA from Truncatella angustata, 2129 nucleotides. RefSeq names its product cytochrome P450. The coding region runs from base 435 to 1973 and encodes 512 amino acids. Lineage: Eukaryota; Fungi; Ascomycota; Sordariomycetes; Amphisphaeriales; Sporocadaceae. Gene Ontology annotation, molecular function: iron ion binding; monooxygenase activity; heme binding. The transcript has 5 exons. The record is from RefSeq and is a predicted model, not a curated record.